AUGAGUGAGCACAGGGCUCAUUGCCAGAGGCUGCUUUUGGUGAGAGUGAAGGCCUCGGUGAAUCUGAUGCUUGUGGGAAAGGAAGUCAUCUUUGUUCUGACACAAGCCACGGAACUAUUUGUGAUGGCCAUUGAGAAAGAUGCCUGCUGCUGCACUCACCAAGGAAAGAGGAAAACCCUCUAGAGGGAAGAUUUGGACAAUGCAAUAGAAGCUAUGGAUGAAUUUGCUUUUCUGGAAAGUACUUUGGAUUAA
Messenger RNA from Fukomys damarensis (Damara mole-rat), 252 nucleotides. It is a transcript of the gene Pole4, whose product is annotated as DNA polymerase epsilon 4, accessory subunit. Gene Ontology annotation, cellular component: epsilon DNA polymerase complex; nucleus. NCBI's taxonomy places the organism in Eukaryota, Metazoa, Chordata, Mammalia, Rodentia, Bathyergidae. The record is from RefSeq and is a predicted model, not a curated record. Gene Ontology annotation, molecular function: protein heterodimerization activity; DNA binding. The transcript has a single exon.